AUGUUCACCCUCCAAACAGAAGGGGGCAGUACUUCGCAUCAUUUCCUGAUCUGCAGCCGCUGUUAAACACAAGAAGUGGAUAAUGCUAGCAGCGUGAGGAUGGGAACCCAAGUGAAGGAUGUCGUCGUGAAGCCGGACGCUCCCAGCUCCCUGAUGCUGGACAAGCACGCGGACUACAUCGCUGCCUACGGCGCCAAGAAGGACGACUAUGAGUACACGCUGUCGGAGUACCUGAGGAUGAGCGGUAUCUACUGGGGUCUGACGGUGAUGGACCUGAUGGGUCAGCUGCCCCGCAUGAACCAGGAGGAGAUCACAGACUUCAUCAAGUCCUGUCAGCACGAGUGCGGAGGCAUCAGCGCCAGCAUCGGACACGACCCCCACCUGCUCUACACACUCAGCGCCGUCCAGAUCUUGUCUCUAUACGAUAACGUGGACGCGAUCGAUGUGGACAAAGUGGUGGAAUAUGUGAAAGGGCUGCAGCAGGAAGACGGCUCAUUUGCAGGAGACAAAUGGGGAGAAAUCGACACAAGGUUUUCCUUCUGUGCCGUUGCUACACUGGCAUUACUGGGCAAGAUGGACAAAAUAAACGUGGACAAAGCCGUUGAGUUCGUCUUAACCUGUAUGAACUUUGAUGGAGGUUUUGGCUGCAGACCUGGUUCAGAGUCUCACGCUGGUCAGAUUUACUGCUGCACCGGCUUCCUGUCGCUCACCGGGCAGCUGCACCAGGUGAACGCCGACCUGCUGGGCUGGUGGCUCUGCGAGAGGCAGCUGAAGUCCGGAGGCCUUAACGGACGACCUGAGAAGCUUCCUGACGUGUGCUACUCAUGGUGGGUGCUGGCAUCACUGAAGAUCAUCGGCAGGAUUCACUGGAUCGACAAGGCCAAGCUGCGAGCGUUUAUCCUGGCCUGCCAGGACGAGGAGACGGGGGGGUUUGCUGAUAGACCAGGAGACAUGGUGGAUCCUUUCCACACUUUGUUCGGAGUCGCAGGUCUCUCCCUCCUCGGAGACGAGCAGAUAAAGCCGGUGAAUCCAGUGCUGUGUAUGCCCGAGGACGUGCUGCAGAGAGUCGGCCUGCAGCCUGACCUCCUGAGCUAGCACAGCUUCCCAGCAUCACAGACACACACACACACACACACACACACACACACACACACACACACACACACACACACACACACACACACACACACACACACACACACACACACACACACACACACACACACACACACACACACACACUGCCCUGCUGAGCACAGCCACCACCACUGCUGGAUGUCAGGAGCAGAGAGAGGACCACCACACAUCCUAGUUUUAGUCCACAGACACAUUUCACACGCAGGCUUCUGACUCCGCUCACUAAGGAAAAGGUGUGAAAGUCUCGGAGCUUUUCUGUCUUUAAACCCUCAACCGCUCGUUAUCUAUUCAUGUCGGGGUUCUCGGGUUCGCUGCAAGAAAAGGAUGAAUUUGAGAAAUGGUCUUAGACAGAGAUGUAACCUUUUGUUAUGAAAAGGCCCAGAACUCAUUAAAACAACAUUCCUUAACUUUUGCUCAUUAUGUCAGUUUGAAUGAAAACUUAUCUGUGGCCCAGGAAACAGUGGUGGGAAUGUUUCAGCCUCUUUCUUGCUCUCGUCACCUUUUCAGCAAACCAAGGAGGUUCUUACUGUCAUUAUUUUUUAUCUGACCAGAAGAAGAGACGCUGCUUCUCCUUCCUCUUUUUGUUCUGCUUGGACUGAGGUAGAUUCAGUUUUACUGGACAGUUUUGCACAUUUAACCUUGAGGGAGUUGACGGAUCAUGAGCGGGACAGAUCAGACGAGUUCAGCUGAAAGGUUCAAGUUAGGUUUUCUGUUGUGUUUUGGAUUAAAGGCGUCAUCAUCUCUUUUCCCCAGGACAACCUGUUCCUAAUUAAACAACCUGGGCGAACUAUUAACUUUCUUAUCCUUAUUGUAGAGCAGUCAAAUCAACAAUGUGCCCCAAAUUUUAAUGGAUUCUUCCUUGAGUCAGUCGCCACACCACAGAAUCUCAUGGAAACCGGCUCAGUAGAUUUUGAUCUGUCAUCCUGUCAUGGCGGAGAUAAUCACGGCUGGAAAUACACAACGGGACACGUUGCAAAUAAAAACAGUUCUGUUUAUGUCACUGUGAUUUAAAAAAAGAAACUCUACAGAACAGAGAGAUUGUUAUUUAGGAAAGCGUUGGAGGAAGGAGACAGGAGGAGGUGGAACACAUGAUGGUGUCUCAUCAUCGGUUCGUUUAAUGUCUUAUCCACAGGCUCAGCUUAUUUAAAUCCAUGUUGAUCAGUGCAGGGUUGUGCUGCCGCUGUGGGCAGAAGGUUGCGUCUGUCUUCACUCUGUGUGUAGAGGAUUUCCAGUCUUAUGUUCAGAUCAAACUAAACAGAUUCUGUGAAAAUGGCUUUUGAAAUAUUUAACAUUUAUUAGCUUUGUUAAACUUGUUAAUUUGCACUCGGACGUCUCUGUUGUUACGGACAGGAAAUUAAUCCGAUAUUAAAGCUUCAGUUCCCCUAUUUAACAUUUCUAAGCCUUGUGUAAACAUUUAAGUAAUGAUUUAAUCACAUUAUGAGGUUGUGGGUUUAUACAUUAACACCAAUCAGUGGAGGUUUACAGGAUAAUAAAUGACAACACGGUUAAACACAGGUGUAAUAACAUAAAAUGUCUUCAUAGGAGAAGUUAUACAUGUUGUGUUUAUUACUAACAAUCAUACAUCUAAAGUGUUAUAAACAAUUUUUGAAACGCGUAUUGACGUAACUGAUAAAUAUUAUUGUGUUGUCGUUGCUAUGCAGAAAUCAUUAAAAAAAUGAUUUUUUAAAAACAACUAAAAAAAACCACAAGUGUGUCCUGAACAUCUUGUUGAACCAGGUCUCGUCUUCGUGCUUCUGCAGCUCCGACUCCUGCACAUCCACAUAUGUGAAUAUUAAUGUAAGUUAUUUUUCUCCUUGUUUGGCAAUAAAGGUUUGAUUUCCUCUACAA
This is a messenger RNA of Hippoglossus stenolepis (Pacific halibut), 2985 nucleotides long. It is a transcript of the gene rabggtb, whose product is annotated as Rab geranylgeranyltransferase subunit beta. The record is from RefSeq and is a predicted model, not a curated record. Bases 100 to 1095 code for a protein of 331 amino acids. Lineage: Eukaryota; Metazoa; Chordata; Actinopteri; Pleuronectiformes; Pleuronectidae. Gene Ontology annotation, biological process: protein geranylgeranylation. Gene Ontology annotation, cellular component: Rab-protein geranylgeranyltransferase complex. Gene Ontology annotation, molecular function: Rab geranylgeranyltransferase activity. The transcript has 9 exons.